This is a messenger RNA of Didymosphaeria variabile, 1095 nucleotides long. RefSeq lists its product as uncharacterized. The transcript has 2 exons. The coding region runs from base 1 to 1095 and encodes 364 amino acids. Lineage: Eukaryota; Fungi; Ascomycota; Dothideomycetes; Pleosporales; Didymosphaeriaceae. The record is from RefSeq and is a predicted model, not a curated record.
AUGAACUAUGGUAUCAUCGGUAUAGGCGGCGACACUGGUGCCGCUGGCUUGAACGACCGGUGCCGUGCAGGAGCUGCAGCCUUGAAGAUCCGGAUCAUGAACAAUGGGCAUAACGCGUACACACGCCGCGCAAUCUCGCUCGUACGUCAGGCACCAUCAGACAACGACCUGAGCGUACAGAACACCAACCAUUUGCCAAGUUCAGAUAUGGAGAAUGAACGACAUCCCGUUAUGUGCGUACCAGCGCCAUGGACCCUGAAAGCAGAAAGCUACCUACUCUUCCUGAAGCUCAACAGUCUUCCACUCGGGCUCUACGAUCCGCUCGAAGAAGCAUGGACAGAUGAAGGGCUAGGCACAUUCACCGGCGGACUUGGUGCUAUAAUGAUUGUUCGCUAUACAGACACGCCCGUUGGACUCUAUGACGAACUCAUGCUCAUCCCUGGAAACUUCGCCGUGCCGCGUCCCUCCGACGGCCCGCCCAAGAUCCCCAAGAAAGCCCUCCGCAUAGCGCGCAUUUACGUCUCGCAACGCACUACCACAUACAAUGGUCGUCUAAACUGGAAUAUCCCGAAGCAUCUUGCACGAUUUGAGUUUUCCGCGCCCGUGACGAAGGAGGGGAUGGCGCCGCCAGAGAAACUGACUGUGAAAGCAUUUGCACCCGGGACGGUGGAGGGGGAUGGCGUUGCGCCUUUCUUUGCGUGCACGCUGAAGCCGUGGAGGUGGGUUCCUGCCGUGCCGGUCAACAUGAGAUAUGUUCCGCUGAAGAUGGUGCAUGUUCAGCCGCCGAUCCCAGAGCCGGCGGGGCAUCGGCAGGCUGUGGAGACUGAGCUGGACGACGGAGUGAAGAUUGACCCGUACGAUAUUAGUACAAAGAAUGAGAUAGCCGUAGCUGCGGGUACGGAUCGGUGGUGCUCGUUUGAUAUCGGUGGGAAGGUGGCGAGAGCGCGUGGAUGCUGGGUCGAGAUGUUGCGGAAUGGGACUGGAGGCGAGGAAGAGUCGAAAUAUUUCCCGCUGGAGCUCAAGCCGUGGAGUUUCGGUGGUUGGAUGGAAGAAGCGGUGCUGGAAAUUGAAAAGCCGCUGGAGUGGAAGCUGUAA